This is a messenger RNA of Aspergillus puulaauensis, 1653 nucleotides long. Its product is annotated as Zn(II)2Cys6 transcription factor. The record is from RefSeq and is a predicted model, not a curated record. The transcript is spliced from 2 exons. Gene Ontology annotation, molecular function: zinc ion binding; DNA-binding transcription factor activity, RNA polymerase II-specific. Gene Ontology annotation, biological process: regulation of DNA-templated transcription. NCBI's taxonomy places the organism in Eukaryota, Fungi, Ascomycota, Eurotiomycetes, Eurotiales, Aspergillaceae. Bases 1 to 1653 code for a protein of 550 amino acids.
AUGCCAUCGUCUCAGCCCAACCGCCAGAGGGCUUUUACCAAACGGUCCCGCACUGGAUGUCGAACAUGUCGUGUUCGGCAUGUCAAGUGCGACGAGGCCCCUGGGGGAUGUCGUAACUGCAAGACCAACGGAUGGACCUGCGGAGGAUACGAACAGAACCGACUGCCCCGUCGCGCUCAGAUAUACUUAUCAACGUCGUCAUUGACACGAUCUGCUCCUCCGGCAACCGGGUUCUGCUGGGCGAUGACUGCCGACGAGAAACGAUGCGUCUCGUUCUUCCUCCAUCAUACCAUUUCGAGUCUCACGAGCUACUACGACUCGUCGCUGUGGAAUAAGCUGGUCCUCCAGAUGUGCUGUGAAGACUCUGCUGUUUUCCAUGCCGUCGUUGCCCUCAGUGCCGUCAAUCAGGACCUUGAGAGGCAGGGCUUGCCAACGUCAGGCGUUGUUGCUACUAGCUCAUGGCGUCGAUACGCAUUGGAACAAUCCAUGCGAUCGUUUUCGCUACUUAGCAAACGGCGGACUGCUCAUGACCCUCAAUUGCGCCAAGUUGUGUUGGUUUGCUGCCUCUUGUUCGUAAUACUGGAGUUGGCCUGCGGUCAGUUCGACGAAGCCACCACACAUCUGCAAAGCGGCCUUGCGAUUUUCAAGGAGAUGAAGGUCCAACGCAAGAUAGUGGGUGUCUCCGGAGGUCCUGUUGAGAACAGUCUUCUCGAGGCCUUUCUGCAGCUGGAGUCCCAGGCCACGUUCUUUGGCGCCGUGCAGCCGCCUCUUUAUAUUGACCACCAGCUCGUCCAUGAGCUGCGAUAUGAAGCAUAUUUAUAUGAGUUUCGCAGCCUCGAAGAUGUCCAACAAGCGUUCAACCCUCUUGCCAACAACACCUACCCCUUUUUAGAGCAGUGUUCUGGCAAAUCCGAGGCCGAAGUUGCCGCCAACUACCGACUCCUGCAAGCCAAACAACAGCGACUCUUGUCGUGCCUCCAUCAAUUUGGCUCGAAUCUGACGCAAUACCUCCAGAGCUUCUACCAUAGACUGACACAGAAAGAGCAGCGGGGUGCGGGCGUAAUCCAACUGUUUCACCAGACAGCGGUGCUAAUGGUCAAGACAUGUCUGUAUUCAAGGAACCGCCCCACGCCCGCGUCCGUUAUUGCUGAAUAUGAAGACCUGCUGUCCAAGGCAUUGGCAAUCAUCGGCAAGUUCCCAGAGCGACCAUUUAUGACGGUCGACAGCAGCAUAAACCCGACACUGUACGCCAUAGCCGCACGGUGUCCCGACUAUUCACUUCGUUUGCGGGCAAUCGAUGCCCUUCGAAGAUGGCCACACUCUGAGGGAUAUCUGCAUUCGAUCGUCAUUGCUAACUUUGUUGUCGAGAAUAUGAAGCUUGGACUGCGCGAGAUAUGGCAUAGGGUACAGUCCACCAACUCUGAUCUCCCUCCACAUGUGUCCUUUGAAAGGCGCGAGAAAGGCCACCCGAUUGCACAUAUUCGCGAUAUUAGUGGCAAUUACCACUGGAUCCUCCCUCUUGAACCCGACCGAAACGUAGCUGAGGCGCUGCUGUCCAUUCGGUCUGUUCGAGAUUGGGCCUGCAUUCGCGCAUCGGGCCUUCUUUCUCCCAAAUCAACUGCACAUGGUCAACCCCCUUUAACCUCCCGUUGA